Messenger RNA from Mangifera indica (mango), 1520 nucleotides. RefSeq names its product transcription repressor OFP1-like. Gene Ontology annotation, molecular function: DNA binding. Lineage: Eukaryota; Viridiplantae; Streptophyta; Magnoliopsida; Sapindales; Anacardiaceae. The coding region runs from base 184 to 1359 and encodes 391 amino acids. The transcript has a single exon. Gene Ontology annotation, biological process: negative regulation of DNA-templated transcription. The record is from RefSeq and is a predicted model, not a curated record.
UUUCUUUUCCUUUGUGUAACUUUUUCUUGCAUUGUGGGCCACAAACCUGAAACCCCAGUCCCUCUCUCUCCCUCUUUACGUCUUCCACACUUGAGUCCAAUAGUAAGGAGUCUUCUAUAUAUUCAACAUCUCAUCAUUCCAAGUCUUUUAACACAUUUGAGAGUCUCUAAAGGGUGCUUUGAGAUGGGCAAUUACAAGUUCAGGUUUUCAGAUAUGAUGCCCAAUGCCUGGUUUUACAAGCUCAAAGGUCUGGGCAGAGACAAAAACCUGAACUUUUCACAAUUCUUGAAGCAAAAACAGCCAACUUCAGCUUCAACAACAACAACUCAACUAUCAAAACCAAAGCCAAAACCAAAACCAAAACAACCCCACCACCAUUAUCAGUAUUCGAGGAAGUCUCAUCAUUUCACUAGGGAGAUUAUCCCAGCUGAUAGAUUCCACAAUUCUCCCACAAAAACAAAAUCCUCGGACAUCCAUUUCCCUGACCCACCAAGGAAAUCAACAAAACAAACAAGACUCAAAAGAAGAACCACCAGGUGUGGUCCUAAGAUUAUCAGUUCAUCCGUUUCUGCUGGCUGUAGCUGCCGUGCCACAAUCUGGACCAAGUCUGAUUCUCCGGCGGACUUUUCUUCUUCAUCGCUUGAUAGCAGUUCUACUGAGCCACAACUUCUUGAAGAUUGUGUUCCUGAUUACAGCUAUGACAAAGUUGUUGCUGCCGGUGACUCUUUUGAUAGCAUGGUGGCCUGGUCAAAGGCUUGUGGCUGCAAAGCCGAUUCUGAUAGUAAUGCGAAAGAUAUCGUUAUUGAUAUGGAUAAGAAUUCUUUUGAGCCUAAAAAUCUUGAUGGGUUUGAUAGUUUAUCUGAACUUGAACUCCCUCCCAUCAUAACCAAGCCUUCCAAGGUCGUCAACCAGACCUCUGAGCCAUCCGAGUAUAAAAGAAGUUCAGCUAAAUUUCAACAAUCAAACCCCCAUGGCUCACUGUCAGUUAAGGUUGUGAAAGAACAAAAGAUGAGUCCAGUGAGAAAAUCUUUUGCAAAUUCUCCAGGUGUACGCUUGAGAACAAAUUCUCCGAGAAUCGCAAGUAGGAAGAUUCAGGCUCACGGGAGAAGGAGCUCUACUUCAUCGAGUUUGUCAGAGAGCUUUGCUGUUGUGAAAUCAUCAUUAGAUCCACAAAAAGACUUCAGAGAAUCAAUGGUGGAGAUGAUUGUGGAGAAUAACAUCAGAGCUUCAAAGGAUUUAGAAGACUUAUUGGUUUGUUAUCUUUCAUUGAAUUCUGAUGAAUAUCAUGAACUCAUUAUCAAGGUCUUCAAGCAAAUCUGGUUUGAUUUGACAGACAAUCGGAUUAAGCAGAAACAAUAAUAAUUGCUUCCAUAUCUCCAGAUGUAUAUAACUUUCUGUAAUUUCCAUAAAGAGUAAAAACGUAGUUGAGCAUAAUUUCAAGGUCUUCAUUUCUUCUCUCUCAGGUCAGUUAAGCUCGUUCUGUAUCAAAUUGCUGAAAAUAGAAAUUAAAUUUCUUAAGA